GCAUGGACGAUAAAAAGGAAAAGACAUGGGGCAAGAAGAAUGUGGAAAAAGACCUUCUAGAGGUUCCCGAAGGAUGGAAAGAUCCAGGCAUAUCAAAAGAGGAUAACCCACAUGGAGUUCUGGCUGAAUCCUCCUUUGCAACUUUAUUCCCAAAAUAUAGAGAAAAAUAUCUCCGAGAAUGCUGGCCACUUGUGAAGAAAACCUUGGGUGAAUAUCACAUUAAAGCAGAACUCGAUGUGGUAGAAGGCAGCAUGACAGUAGCUACUACCAGAAAAACGUGGGACCCCUACAUCAUCGUUAAAGCACGCGAUCUCCUUAAGCUACUGGCCAGGAGUGUCCCAUAUGAACAGGCCAUACGAAUCACAGAAGACGAUGUUGCCUGUGACAUCAUAAAAAUUGGGUCUCUGGUGAGAAAUAAGGAAAGAUUUGUCAAACGAAGACAUCGACUCAUAGGUCCAGAUGGUUCCACACUCAAGGCUAUAGAAUUACUAACUGGAUGCUAUGUGAUGGUACAGGGAAACACAGUCUCUGCCCUGGGACCCUACAAAGGACUCAGAGAAGUUAGGAAAAUUGUUGAAGACACUAUGAAAAACAUCCAUCCAAUAUACAACAUAAAAACACUUAUGAUUAAAAAAGAAUUAGCCAAAGAUCCCAAGUUGAAAGGGGAAAGCUGGGACAGGUUCUUACCCAAAUUUAAAUCUAAAACUAUUAGCAAGAGAAAGCAACCAAAAAAGAAGAGGAUCAAGAAAGAUUACACACCAUUCCCUCCUCCACAAGUGGAGAGCAAGAUUGACAAGGAGCUGGCGAGCGGGGAGUACUUCCUCCAGGCAAGUCAGAAGAAGGCUAAGGCCCAGCAGGAGAAGAAAGAAAAACAAAGAGAAAAUGAGACAAAACAGAAGGAGAAGCGAGCUCAGGCCUUCAUUCCUCCAACAGAAACAACACAAAUGGUCAAGAAACAGAAAACCACAGGUACAGAAGUUGACAUUACAUCUCUGAAGAAGAAAAUCAAAAAAGCUCAAAAGAAGAAAGUAUGACACAGUAGAACAAAACACCAUCUGAGCUAGAUUAAAGUACAGCUUGACAAAUGCCAUCAUUUGCUGUAUUUGAAAUUUUUAUGGCUGUCAUUAGAACAUCCUUAGGCGUAUUUGGACUGUCUGUGGCCGUGUUUGGACUCUCCAUGACAGCAUUUGAUCUGGAGUUGGUAUCCAUGAAGUUGGUGGUGACCUAGAGAUGUGAUGCUAUUUUAAAGCUUGCCUUGACAUAGACUCGUGUAUCGCGAAUUAAUCAUAACAUGUUGUUCUUCUGUAUCGGUACAAAUUCAAAAACCAAAUUUUGUGAGGUUUGUGAAUUUUGUGAGAAAAUUGAUAAAAGCAAAGAAAAUGAAGAAUAUUUUAAGAUCUUAGAGUAUUUUGAAUCUCCUGUUUGCAGAUCUAUAACAUAAUAGGAGUAAGAUGGUCUAUCGCAAAAGGUCAUAUUUAAUAGGUGUUGAUUUUCUUUUGUAAGAGAAAGUCUGUGAAUUGUAGUUCACAGAGAGUGUAUUGGAUGUAAGCUUUAUGUUGGUCUAACUGGACAACAUGAAAGUUUGAGUUAUGGGUGAGUAGCUGAAUUAAAUGUUUGGUUGUAGUUCAUCCACACACCGACACAUGAGAAUUUGAAAUCGGAGUGAGUUUAGUGUUUGGUUGUGGUUUGUUCACACACCCAGACAUGAGAGUUUGAAAUCUGAGUGAGUUUAAUGUUUGGUUGUGGUUUGUCCACACACUGAGACCGGAGAGUUUGAAAUCUGAGUAAGUUUAAUGUUUGGUUGUGGUUUGUCUACACACUGAGACAUGAGAGUUUGAAAUCUGAGUGAGUUUAGUGUUUGGUUGUGGUUUGUUCACACACGGAGACAGGAGAGUUUAAAAUCUGAGUGAGUUUAGUGUUUGGUUGUGGUUUGUCCACACACUGAAACAUAAGAGUUUGAAAUCUGAGUGAGUUUAAUGUUUGGUUGUGGUUUGUCCACACACCGAGACAGGAGAGUUUGAAAUCUGAGUGAGUUUAAUGUUUGGUUGUGGUUUGUCUACACACUGAGACAUUAGAGUUUGAAAUCUGAGAGUUCAAUGUUUGGUUGUGGUUUGUCCACACACCGAGACAGGAGAGUUUGAAAUCUGAGUGAGUUUAAUGUUUGGUUGUGGUUUGUCCACACACCGAGACAGGAGAGUUUGAAAUCUGAGUGAGUUUAAUGUUUGGUUGUGGUUUGUCUACACACUGAGACAUUAGAGUUUGAAAUCUGAGAGUUCAAUGUUUGGUUGUGGUUUGUCCACACACCGAGACAGGAGAGUUUGAAAUCUGAGAGUUCAAUGUUUGGUUGUGGUUUGUCCACACACCAAGACAGGAGAGUUUGAAAUCUGAGAGUUCAAUGUUUGGUUGUGGUUUGUCCACACACCGAGACAGGAGAGUUUGAAAUCUGAGAGUUCAAUGUUUGGUUGUGGUGUGUCUUCAGGUAUGAAUGAUUUAGUGGUUUAAGGUUAUUGUGUACUGAGAGCAAAUUUUGAAACUAUGUUAGAUAAAUGACAUUUCAUUUCAUUAAAAUUAUGUGAAAGUUG
Molecule: messenger RNA, 2582 nt
Organism: Ylistrum balloti
Lineage: Eukaryota; Metazoa; Mollusca; Bivalvia; Pectinida; Pectinidae
Product: KRR1 small subunit processome component homolog
Exons: 11
Coding region: 3-1034 (343 amino acids)
Cellular component (GO): nucleolus; small-subunit processome
Molecular function (GO): RNA binding
Source: RefSeq, a predicted model, not a curated record